Molecule: messenger RNA, 540 nt
Organism: Mercurialis annua (annual mercury)
Lineage: Eukaryota; Viridiplantae; Streptophyta; Magnoliopsida; Malpighiales; Euphorbiaceae
Product: RNA polymerase II transcriptional coactivator KIWI-like
Exons: 4
Coding region: 40-354 (104 amino acids)
Biological process (GO): positive regulation of transcription initiation by RNA polymerase II
Cellular component (GO): nucleus; transcription regulator complex
Molecular function (GO): DNA binding; transcription coactivator activity
Source: RefSeq, a predicted model, not a curated record
UGACCCAAGUAGCAGAAGGGAGAGAGAGUUUUGGAGAAAAUGUCAGGAAGAGGAAAAAGAAAGGAAGAAGAGAGCGCGUUGGAUGAGAAUAGCGAGGGACACGCGCCUCCCAAGAAAGCGUCGAAGAUUGCGGCUGCUGAUGAGUCGGACGAACUGGUGGUUUGCGAGGUAUCGAAGAACAGGAGAGUGACGGUGAGGAACUGGCAAGGAAAGGUGUGGGUCGAUAUCCGCGAGUUCUACGUCAAAGAUGGCCAGCUACUUCCUGGCAAAAGAGGAAUAUCAUUAAAUGUAGAUCAGUGGAAUGUGCUUCGAGAUCAUGUGGAAGCUAUCGACAAGGCACUCGCUGAAGCUUAGGAGCAUUAGCAUAGCUGCAGGGAUUUAGGAUCCUUAUUUUGUGUUGGUUGUAAGAUAGUGCAUAGGCUGUGAAUUGUGAUCUGUAGAAUGUCAGAAACCUCUAGAAAUUAGUAACUUACUGGCUACAGUAGCUCAUGCUCUGCCUUGUUGUUUAGGUCUGGUUAUGGUAAUUGUUUUUUUCUUUUA